This is a messenger RNA of Pestalotiopsis fici W106-1, 1365 nucleotides long. RefSeq lists its product as uncharacterized. NCBI's taxonomy places the organism in Eukaryota, Fungi, Ascomycota, Sordariomycetes, Amphisphaeriales, Sporocadaceae. The transcript has a single exon. The coding region runs from base 1 to 1365 and encodes 454 amino acids. Gene Ontology annotation, biological process: transmembrane transport. Gene Ontology annotation, molecular function: transmembrane transporter activity. Gene Ontology annotation, cellular component: membrane. The record is from RefSeq and is a predicted model, not a curated record.
AUGGACCAAUCAGGUACAACGCAGGCAUAUGUUUCGGGCAUGAAGGAAGCCCUCUCGCUCUAUGGUAACGAGCUGGUCGAGUUCACAACAUACUUUUCAAUCGGAUACGCCAUAUUCCUUGUUCCAGCCCAGAUGGCGCAGACUCGCGUCCGACCGUCUCUCUUCCUGCCUCUCUGUGAGAUUAUCUGGGGCGCCUUGACACUGGUCACCUAUCGAGCCAAGAACGCGCAGACAGUCUUCGCAUUAAGAUUCUUUCUGGGUGUGUUUGAGUCAAGUUCCUGGCCAGGAAUCGUCAGCUUGAUCUUCAAUUGGUACACACCCAAGGAGCUCGGGAAACGAGUGGCCAUCUUUGGUGUCAGUGGCGUCGCUGGGAAUAUGUUCCUAGGCAUUCUCCAGGCGGCACUGUAUAAGAACCUUAAUGGCGUAAACGGCCUUGAGGGCUGGCAAUGGCUGUUCAUCGUCUCUGGUAUCAUCACCAUGACCUGGGGCUUUGUGGGCCUGGUCGCAAUCCCCGACUCUCCCAGCUUUACGCGAGCUCUGUAUCUUAGCAAGGAAGAACGCACAAUUGCCCACCAGAGAAUGUCGCAGGUCGGCGCAACAACCGCCAAGCUCGUUUCAUGGAAGCUGGUGCGAAGCAAGAUCAGACUACUCCUCGCCAGUCCAGUGGCUUACCUGUUCCUCGGUGCAUAUCUCCAAUUUGCCUGGUCCCAGCGCGCAAAUUCAUACAUUCUCUUGUAUCUCAAGGGUCUGAAAGAUGUCUCAGGAAAUCCAAUGUACUCAACCUAUACGGUCAACCUGAUUCCCUUGGGUGGGUAUGCUAUAUCCAUCGUUUGCAACAUUGGUCUCAACGCUCUGAGCGACUGGAAGGAAUGGCGUUGGCAAGUCGCAUGCGGCGCGGCGGGUCUCCAGCUAAUCGCUACCGCAGUACUAUCCGGAUGGCCAGACUCUCACCCGACGAUCCUGACGUUCUACUUUCUCACCUACGCCACCUCGGCGUGGGGCUACGCCCUGAUCGCCUGGCUCGCCAUCAUCCUGCGCAAAGAGCCCGAGGCGCGAUCCAUCCUCGUGGCGGCUACCGUGACACUGGUGUACGUGGGCCACGCCACGAUUCCGCUCAGCGCCUGGAAGACAAGCGACUCUCCCCGAUAUCCCAUUGGCUUCCCCAUGGCUGCAGCGUUUAGUGUCGGCAGUAUUGUUCUUAUGCUGGGAAUGCGCUAUUAUGUACGCAAAUACCCGGCUAUCCUGGAUCAUGGACUUGAUUGGAAGGUGAAUGAGAGCCUAAUCGUUGUGGAAAAUGGAGUUGAGGAGAUGUCUUCGGAUGAAAAGGUUGGAAAAGUCCCUGCUGAAUCUCGAGGUCCAGUCUAG